Molecule: messenger RNA, 2019 nt
Organism: Acanthopagrus latus (yellowfin seabream)
Lineage: Eukaryota; Metazoa; Chordata; Actinopteri; Spariformes; Sparidae
Product: zgc:172076
Exons: 9
Coding region: 403-1587 (394 amino acids)
Biological process (GO): phosphocreatine biosynthetic process
Molecular function (GO): creatine kinase activity
Source: RefSeq, a predicted model, not a curated record
GGUUGUGUUUUCUGUGAGUGGUUGUGUUUUCUGCGUGUGGUUGUGUUUUCUGCGUGUGGUUGUGUUUUCUGUGUGUGGUUGAGUUGUCUAUGUAGUUUGUUUUUUUACUUUCAGUGUUUUGAUGUAGUUCUUUGUAUUCAAACAACCCUGUAACAAACCUGUAUUGCCACUAUAUACAGUAGAAAGUUAGUACAUGUUGGACUUACUCUGCUGAUGGAUGAAACCAUGUACAUCCACAGCAGCACAGAUGGUAGGGCUGUUCUGUGUGCAGUUAUAAAAAGGCUAUCGUUGUUUGGACUGUAACUGGACUCUUGCGGGUGGCACGAUGAGCUGCUCAGGACCACCACGACUAUUCUUAGACCUUUUGUUGUGCUGACGGCAGUCUGCCAUCACACUGACGACAUGUGGAAGGUCAAACCUCCAGUUGUCUUUCCAAUGGAGACGAGGUACCGGCCAAUUUUGGAGAGUUUGGUUCCUCCUGAUCCCAUGUCCCAGUUCCACCUGAAGAGAGGUUCUCCUGACGAGGAGUUUCCUGACCUGUGCAGGAACUCUACCUGGAUGGGACGAAUCCUCACACCUGCCAUGUACCGCCGACAGUUCCACCGCUGCACCCACAGCGGAGUCAUCUUUGAUGACGUCAUCCGCCCGGGCCUCGAGGAACCAGGUGAUAGGUCCAGUCCUGUAUCUGUGGGGUGUGUCGCAGGCGACGCCCAGUCUUACAUCCUGUUCUGCGACUUCUUCGACCGAGUUAUUGAGGCGCAUCAUGAACACAAGAUCACCAGCCAGACACCAGAGAGCGACUUCAACUACGACAACCUAAAGGGAGGGGGUGACCUGGACAAGUCAUAUGCUGUACGCUGUGAGGCGAGUGUUGUUCGAGGUGUUGAUGACUUCUGCUUCCCAACACAUUGCAGCCGCGGAGAGCGCAGACACCUCCUCUCACUGGCCAGGAGAGCUCUGCAGCGGCUGAACGAGAACGAGCUGCCGGGUCAACUCUUUUUACUGGAGGAGUUGAACCCGGAGCAGAAGAGGGAGCUGAACCUGAACCCUCCGUCUUCCUCUCAGCUCCGAAUUGGCGUGGCCCGGGACUGGCCCGACUCCAGGGCGGUCUGGGUGAGUAAAGAUGGCAGCCUAGUGGUCUGGGUCAACAUGGAGGACCACCUAAGACUUGUGUCCACAAGAGACGAUGCCAACAUCGCAGAGGCCUUUAAAUGCAUCUGCAUCAACCUGAAAAAGCUGGAGGACUUCUACAGAGAGCUCAGACACCCGUUCAUCUGGAAGCAGCAGCUGGGGUGGGUGACGAGCUCUCCGGCUGAUGUGGGAACGGGUCUGAGGAUCCAAGUCCACCUCAGACUGCAACACCUCCCCCAACACAAACGCCUCCAGGACAUCCUGAAGAGACUGAGGAUCCGCAUGGACAAAACAGAGUCCCCGGCGCUGUACCAUGUGAGCAACAUGGCGACCUUCGGUGUGAGCGAGGUGGGUCUGAUACAGCUGGUGGUAGACGGGGUUAAACUGCUCAUUGCCAUGGAGAAGAGGCUGGAGGACGGCCGAGACAUCGAUGAGCUUGUUCCUACACAGAAAUAGAUCUGGAUGAUGUUUGGCUGGAGUGAGGAGGGAACACAUGGACUGACCAAUCAGAUAGAAGCAUUAAACUCUCUGCUGCAGAAAAUGUCUGUCUGGUAUGCUUUUACGACCUGAAUACAAACACCAGAAGUGGUUAGAGUACUGAAAUCUAUAUUCAACUUAAGGUACAUCUACUCCCAACCCCAAAUAAUUUAAGUAAAAGUACAACUACCAUGAGGAGCCUCAUCACAUAAAAGCAAAUAGUAAAAACUUACUCAUAGCACAAGUCAACUUCAACAUUUAAAAUGUUAAUGUAAUGUUAAUGUAAAUUGCAUAACAGUUAACUGCUUUCUAUAGCAAACCAAUUUAAAGUCACACAGACUUCUAGAUAUAAGAUGAGUUAAUGUCAUGAUCAUAAUAUUAGCUAGCUAAAUACAUAUUCUACAAGUCAUG